CCCUCGCCGCUGAGCAGGCGUAGCAAUCUGCUUGGACGUGCGCCGGAUUUCGGUUGUUCCUUUCAAGUUCUGGAAACCCAUCAAAAUGACUACGGCAGGUCUGAACUUCAUAUCUUCGAUAUGUUGGGUAAAGCAAGGAGCGGCCAUGAACGUGCCUCACAAGGUUAAACUUCGCAAGGAGGAGAUCCAGAAGUUCCUGAACGAUCCGAAUUUUGAUGAGAACAGUGGCGAUGAAGAGGUGGACGACGAGCAACAAGACGUCGAGAAGAAGUACAAUAUGGACGAUUACGACAAUGAGGACGUCGAUACCGUGGGAGCUCAGCUCGCCGGCUUAGCUUGCUUCGCCUCGUCGAGCGAAGAUCCAAAUCUCAAAGAUGAUGUAGAUUCUUCUGAUUCCGAAGAUGAGAAGGAAGCCUUUCAUCUCCAGGACACCGAUAACUUGAUCGUUAUCGGUCGCGUCGAUGAUGACUGUGCUGCGCUAGAGGUCUAUGUUUACAACGAAAGCGAGGGUGACAUGUAUGUCCAUCACGAUGCGAUUCUACCCGCCUAUCCCAUCUGCAUGGAGUGGCUGAAUUAUCACGUCGGUGAACAGGACGGAACAACUGGCAACUACAUCGCUGUCGGGGAUGUUGGCCCGGUCAUAAGUAUCUGGAAUUUGGAUGUCGUCGAUCUCCUGGAGCCGAGCAUGAAGCUCGGCAAGAAGGAGAAAAAGAAGAAAAAAAGCAAGCCUAGGGUGAAAGGUUUCGGCCAUACCGAUUCGGUCAUCUCAUUGCAUUGGAACAGGCUCGAGCGCCACAUCCUCGCGUCGGGCUCGGCAGAUAAAUCGGUCCUGCUGUGGGAUCUGAACACGGCGAAGCCGACCGUGACCAUCUCGGAACACACGGAUAGGGUUCAAGGAGUUCGGUUCCAUCCAUUCGAAGCCCCGUCGCUCCUCUCGGCAUCAGCGGACGGGACGGUCAAGUUAUGGGAUGUUCGAGAAACGAAAAGCAGUUGUCGGAGUUGGGAUGUGGGGAACGAGGUGGAAAGCGUUUUGUGGGAUCACUUCUCUCCGUUCCACUUCUUCGCUGCGAGUGAGCCCGGCAGCAUCUUCGCUUUCGACGUCCGACAGGCUUCGACCCCGGUAUUUACCGUCUGCGCUCACCAAAAAUCUAUUUCGUGCAUGUCGUUGUCCAGUCAUUGUCCCGGAUUGAUGGUGACCGCCGGUGAAGACCAACUCAUAAAAGUUUGGGACGUAGAAGACAAGACAAAUCCCAAAUUCAUUCUUGAGCAUGCUCUGGAUAUCGGUCGUUUGUUGUCGCUCGAAUGCGCUGUUGAUCAACCUUUCGUGAUAGCUAUCGGCGGCGAUGAAGGCGAGAACAACUUCGUGACAUUCGAUCUGAUGAAAAAGUUCCCCGCUCAGAUGGAGGCCUUCAAAGGGCGGCGACUCAUGAAAGUCGUCGAUACGGUCGAGAACAAGAAAACUUCGAUCACGGUUGACGCCGCCCGAGAUGACGAUGAAGGCAUGGACUCAGACAACGAGGAGGAAUGAGCUCUCUUCUCACAUUUUCUUGUUCGGGGGAAGGAUUUCGUGUAAAUAAAGCUCGAGGGUGAAUAUUCUCCC
This is a messenger RNA of Galendromus occidentalis (western predatory mite), 1600 nucleotides long. RefSeq names its product PWP1 homolog no child left behind (gene nclb). Lineage: Eukaryota; Metazoa; Arthropoda; Arachnida; Mesostigmata; Phytoseiidae. The transcript is spliced from 7 exons. Gene Ontology annotation, biological process: rRNA processing. The coding region runs from base 86 to 1528 and encodes 480 amino acids. Gene Ontology annotation, molecular function: protein binding. The record is from RefSeq and is a predicted model, not a curated record. Gene Ontology annotation, cellular component: nucleus.